GUAGCAUUUUCCCUGCGGCGUGCCUUGACGUUAAGCACGCCUGAUCGCAAACUACUGCUUAGGCGUUUGUCCACACAUAUCAGCUGUCCAUCCACGAUGGCGGCUACGCUUUCGUUUUGGGACCGCAACCCGCCCUAUGCAGCGCUUGCCCUGGCGCGGCUGGGCGGUGUGCCUGUUACCGCAUCACCAGACCCGAAAGCCACGAAGGAUACUGUGCCCACGCUUACCGUUUCAGGGGAAAGCUUUACCGGGACUAUGAUACUCAAGUACAUCGCCCGUGCUAGCAGCCAACGCGAUGAGCUCUACGGUUCUGACGCUCUUUCGUCGUGCCAGGUGGACCAGUGGCUUGAGACCGCUACCGGUAUCGUGUCGGGUGCUACCCUGGAGGCCCAAUGCGUUGCCCUAAACGACUAUCUGGCGCUGCGCACGUUCCUUGUUGGCUACAGCCUGACACUCGCGGAUCUCGCCGUAUGGGGUCAGCUGCAAGGUUCUCCGCUGUGGAAGAAGAUCCGCACGGGUGGCAAGGUGCCGCACCUGGCCCGCUGGUUCAGCUUCUGCUCCGAGGUGCCUCAGGUGCGAGCCGCAGUGGAGGAGCUGGAGUCGCUCGGCAAGAAGGGAGGCCCAGGCGCGGCUGGCGGCAAGGCCGCCGCCGCCGGCAAUGCUGCGGGCGACGCUAAGAAGGGUGCUGCAGCAGGCGGCGACAGCGCGGCUGCGGCAAAUGGUGGCGGCGAUUCCGGCGGCUCGUUCGAUAUCGGGUUGCCGGGUGCGGUGGAGGGCAAGGUGGUGACGCGCUUCCCGCCGGAGCCGUCGGGCUACCUGCACAUCGGCCACGCCAAGGCGGCGCUGCUGAACCAGUACUUUGCUGACAUGUACAAGGGCAAGCUGCUGGUGCGCUUCGAUGACACGAAUCCCUCCAAGGAGAAGGAUGAGUUCGUGGAGAACAUCAUGAAGGACAUUGCCGAUCUGGGUCUGCGGUACGACCGCCUGACGUACACCUCGGACUACUUCCCGCAGCUGCUGGAGCUGGGCGAGAAGCUCAUUCGCGCCGGCAUCAUGUACGCGGAUGACACGCCGGUUGAGCAAAUGCGCGAGCAGCGUAUGAAGAGCAUUGAGAGCGCUUGCCGCGGACGCAGCGUUGAGGAGAACCUGCGCAUUUGGGAGGAGAUGAAGGCGGGUAGCGAGGUCGGGCUGGCCAACGCCAUGCGCUUCAAGAUGGACAUGAAGAGCGUCAACGGCACCAUGCGCGAUCCCGUGGCCUUCCGAUGCAACCUCUCGCACCACUGGCGCACCGGCAACAAGUACAAGGUGUACCCGACCUACGACUGCGCCUGCCCCUUCGUGGACGCGGUCGAGGGAGUGACGCACGCGCUGCGCACGUCGGAGUACCGCGACCGCGAGGAGCAGUACUACUGGAUCCUGAGCGCCUACCAGAAGAUCUGGCCUGGUCUGCCCAACGUGCACAUCUGGGACUACAGCAGGCUCAACUUCGUCAACACCGUGCUCAGCAAGCGCAAGCUGACCUGGUUUGUGGAGACGGGCCGCGUGGAGGGCUGGAACGACCCGCGCAUGCCCACCGUGCAGGGCAUCCUGCGUCGCGGCAUGCGCAUUGAGGCGCUCAAGGAGUUCAUCAUCAGCCAGGGCGCCUCCAAAAACAUCACCUUCCAGGAGUGGGACAAGAUCUGGACCAUUAACAAGAAGCUGAUUGACCCCGUGUGCCCGCGCCACACGGCGGUGGAGGAGGAGGGCAAGGUGCUGCUGACGCUUGAGGAUGGGCCGGCUGAGUCGGAGGUGGUGGUGGUCCCGCGCCACAAGAAGUACCCCCCUGCGGGCAAGAAGGCGGUGACCCGUGCCCGGCAGCUGUGGAUUGAGCAGGUGGAUGCGGCCACCCUGAAGGAGGGCGAGGAGGUGACGCUCAUGGAGUGGGGCAACGCAAUCAUCAAGACCAUCACCCGCGACCCCGCCACGGGUGCCGUGACCGCUCUGAGCGGCUCGCUCAACCUGGACGGCGACGUCAAGAAGACCCGCCUCAAGCUCACCUGGCUGGCUGCGGUGCCCCAGUGCGAGGUGGUGCAGCUGCAGCUGGUGGACUUUGACUACCUCAUCAACAAGAAGAAGGUUGAGGAGGACGACAACUUUAUGGACUUGGUGAACAACGCCACGCGCUUCGAGAAGCUGGCCAUCGGCGACCCCAACAUGCGCACGCUGCAGAAGGGCGACAUCCUGCAGCUGGAGCGCAAGGGUUACUACAUUGUGGACGAGCCGUAUGGCGUGAAGGGCGCCGGCCGCCCUAUCGUUUUGUUCUGCAUCCCCGACGGCCGCACUAAGAACAUGACCAAGGGCAACGCUGCCCAGUGAGCGAAGGAAGCCGGUGCGGUACGGUCUCCACGCUGUACAAACUAAGUGAUUAAGGAACGAGUCGGCCGUAAACAGGAUGAUGCCACUUCUGUAAGGAAGUAUGACUGAAGAAGUAGGUUUCUUGCUAGCUGCCGUGGUGCGUGGAAGCAGAUGGCGCGCUUGCAUGGGUGUACGACAGCGAUAGCAAAUCGACCCAGCCUAUCAGGGCUGUCCACGCGUUUGUGCUUUUAACUGCCGUUGUGAUUGAUAGUAUCGGGUGGCCAUCCCUCUGCCGGGAUUGUGGCCGCCUAGGUCCCACCCACCCGCCCGAGGUCGCGCCUAGCGAGUGGGGGUUCGCUUGCGUUUCGUCUUUAGUAGGACAACCAGUUUGGGGAGCUUCUUGGACGCCGGUCUCUCAAUUAAGGGGGUCAAUCGGCAAUCGAGGUGCAACACU
Astrephomene gubernaculifera is the source of this 2788-nucleotide messenger RNA. NCBI's taxonomy places the organism in Eukaryota, Viridiplantae, Chlorophyta, Chlorophyceae, Chlamydomonadales, Astrephomenaceae. The record is from the annotation of a GenBank genome assembly.